Gossypium raimondii (Peruvian cotton) is the source of this 1012-nucleotide messenger RNA. RefSeq names its product phosphoprotein ECPP44. The transcript has 2 exons. The coding region runs from base 191 to 784 and encodes 197 amino acids. Gene Ontology annotation, cellular component: membrane. Gene Ontology annotation, biological process: response to water. The record is from RefSeq and is a predicted model, not a curated record. Lineage: Eukaryota; Viridiplantae; Streptophyta; Magnoliopsida; Malvales; Malvaceae.
UCCCUAAACUGCGUCAGAUCCGUGUUUGAAACUACUAUAAAAUCCCAGUUCCUCUCGUUUCUUAAAAUCCAUCAAUCUGUGUAGCCAACUUUGUACGUACAAGUGAAGUGAUCCACAAUCUUGAUACAGUAAUACGUUAGGUAGCUUUCAUCAUACUUGUUUGAGUUUAUUGGUAGUAGAUAAAGAAAAAAUGGCUGAGGAGCAUACCAAGGUUGGUGGUGAGGAAGCAGUGGCGAGCAAGGAGCGAGGGAUGUUUGAUUUCUUGGGGAAGAAAGAAGAGGAGAAGCCUCAACCUCAAGAGGAGGUGGUCGCCACCCAGUUUGAGAAAGUCAAGAUAGAAGAGGAACAUAAGGAAGAUGAGAAGAAACACAGUCUCCUGGACAAGCUUCACCGAUCCAAUAGCACCUCCAGCUCUUCUAGUGACGAGGAAGAAGGUGAUGGCGGAGAGAAGAAGAAGAAGAAAAAGGAGAAGAAGGGAAAGAAAGAAGAGGACAGUGCAGUCCCAGUGGAGAAGUGCGAUGAGGCGGCAACAGUUCACCACUCAGAGACGCCGGAAAAGAAGGGUUUCAUGGAGAAGAUCAAAGACAAACUCCCAGGACAGCAUAAGAAAGAUGAAGAGGUCACCACCCCACCACCAGCUGCUGCUGCCCCAACUGAGAACGACCACCAUGAGGGAGAGACAAAAGAGAAGAAGGGAUUUUUGGAGAAAAUCAAGGAGAAAAUUCCUGGUUACCACUCCAAAACAGAGGACGAGAAGGAAAAAGAGACCACUGCUCCCCAUUAAUGAAUCAAUAUAAUGCAUUUCAAGUAAAAGAUGUCUAUGAGAUUGUGUGGUUUAUUAAUUUGUUGGAGCUGUUUGUUCUCUGUUUUUCUUUUUGGGGUUGCAUACAUCAUAUAAAUUUCUGCGUCUGUUUUCAUGAUUGUAAGUAAAAAAUAAAAGGGUAUGUAUAUUUAAUGUUUUUAAUGUUAUUAUAAUAAUUAAGAAAUGAUGGUACUAUUUCCUUUUUAUCAA